AACCAAAAAUAUAUAAAAUCUGAAAGAAAAAAAAAAGAAAAAGAAAAAGAUAGAUUAGAGGCAAGAGGCGGUGGUGCCAAACUGGCUGAAUUGGGUUUAUUUCCCAGACCCAAAUCUCAGUAAUAAACCUCUCAUUUCUUUCCUAUAUAUAUGUAAAAGUCGGCUUAUGAUAUUGCGAUGCAUCAUCAGUGUCGUUUUCUCUAGAAAGGAGAAAGAGAAGAUUCCCUUUCUCUCUACAAAACAACUUUUUCAGCCAUUGUUGGAGUCGUAAACUGAGAUCCAUCCAUGAGUAUGGUAACAAACCCUAGGUAGGUGUAGCGCCGGCGCUUGGUUCCGGUCCGGCGACAGGUGAUGGCAUUUCAACGGCGGCGCAACAAUUACUACCACCGGUUUCGGUAUUUGCUUCAAGCCGUCUCUGUCGUCUCCGGCGCGCUUCUUGUUCUUCUCGCGAUUAUCUCCUUCCUUGCUCCUUACCCUGUCGAUACCGAUAGUCCUGCCCUGCGCGUUCAGCGCGACUCCUCUUCGUUAAUUGGUGGUACGGACGAUGCGAUUGUAGGAGUGUCAGUGUUUCGAGUUCCGAACAAUGGAAUGAGAUCAGGUCGUGAUCUUUGGACUUCAAGGAAUUCCAAGUACUUCCACGGAUGCUGCAAUGCCAGCAACAAAUAUUUGAAGGCUGAAGCUAUUACGCGUCCUAAUAGAUACUUGGCAAUUGCAACUAGCGGAGGCUUGAAUCAACAAAGAACUGGGAUUACAGAUGCUGUUGUUGCUGCUCGUAUAUUAAAUGCCACUCUUGUUGUUCCUAAGCUUGAUCAGAAAUCUUUUUGGAAAGACGCAAGCAACUUUUCUCAGAUCUUUGAUGUUAAUUGGUUUAUAUCAACUUUGGCAAAAGAUGUUAAAAUCAUAAAGGAGCUCCCAAGAAAAGGAGGGAAAACAUGGAGUCCUCAUACCAUGCGUGUUCCAAGGAAAUGUAGUGAAAGAUGCUACAAUAAUCGUGUGUUACCUGUUCUUUUGAAAAGGCAUGCUGUUCGGCUUACCAAGUUUGAUUACAGACUUGCAAACCGGUUGGAUACAGACUUGCAGAAACUGAGAUGUAGAGUUAACUACCAUGCUUUAAAGUUUACAGAUCCAAUAAGAAAGAUGGGUGAAAAACUGGUGCAUCGAAUGAGGAUGAGAAGCAAGCAUUACAUUGCAUUACACCUUAGGUUUGAACCUGAUAUGCUUGCGUUCUCUGGUUGUUAUUAUGGUGGAGGAGACAAGGAAAGGAAGGAAUUGGGUGCAAUACGAAAGAGGUGGAAAACUUUACAUAUAAGCAAUCCCGACAAGGAAAGGAGGCAUGGUAAAUGCCCACUCACGCCAGAAGAAGUUGGUCUGAUGCUGAGGGCAUUGGGCUAUGGUAGUGAUGUUCAUAUCUAUGUGGCAUCCGGAGAUGUAUAUGGAGGUGACGAGACAUUAGCACCCUUAAAGACACUAUUCCCAAACUUCUAUUCCAAAGAGACUAUAGCAACGAAAGAGGAGCUGGAUUUGUUUUCUUCAUUUUCUUCUCGUAUGGCUGCACUUGAUUUUAUAGUUUGCGAUGAAAGUGAUGUUUUUGUUACCAACAACAAUGGUAACAUGGCCAAAAUAUUAGCUGGUCGAAGGAGAUAUUUUGGGCACAAACCAACCAUUCGUCCUAAUGCUAAAAAACUAUACCGUUUGUUCUUGAACAAAAACAACAUGACCUGGGAAGCUUUUGCCUCUAGAGCCCGUACUUUUCAGAAAGGUUUCAUGGGAGAGCCAAAUGAGGUGAGGCCAGGUAGGGGUGAGUUCCACGAAAACCCGUCGACCUGUAUUUGUGAAGAGCCCAUGCCCAAGGAGAAGAGAGAUCUAGGAUCUAGGAAGCAUGGAAAGGGAAACGAUGAUUCAACGAGAAGGGAGGAAAUAUUUGAGGACCAAAAUUUUGAUGAUGACCCUGAAUGGCCUGAUAUGGAGGAAGACUACAAUCAGAGCGGCAUUGGAAUAGGUUUGGAUUAUGAUGGAGUCAACUCUGAGGAACCUGAACUGGAGGAUAUGCUUUCUGACUAAACAAUUUCAGCUGAAUCCUUUCGCCAAAGAAAGCUUGUGAGGAAAAACAUGGCACGGUAUGGUAAUGGUCUGUUAAAGAGGGAGGAUUUUCUUGAGUUUCAUCUCUCGAUUUGAGAAAAAAUACCUGCAGAAGGAGAAUAUGCACAUACAACUGGCCUUUUUCGAUUCCAAUUGUAAAUUUGGAAUCAAUUUGCUCACCGGCUCGCUCUCAACUAUGAGUAAUUGUAAGUUCACUAACGCCUAUGGUUUUUGAGAAAUGUUUAUAUUUUCUUUGUUAUUUUCUUUUCUGUCGACUAAAGGCGGGUUUGUACACUAUUUAUCCUAUCGUUGAGCUUAAAAGGCCGGUCUGGCCUGCUUGUGUUAAA
Molecule: messenger RNA, 2426 nt
Organism: Humulus lupulus (European hop)
Lineage: Eukaryota; Viridiplantae; Streptophyta; Magnoliopsida; Rosales; Cannabaceae
Product: O-fucosyltransferase 16-like
Exons: 11
Coding region: 352-2061 (569 amino acids)
Source: RefSeq, a predicted model, not a curated record